AUGUCUGCUGCUCAGCCCGUUCAAAUUCAGGGUUCGGGUAUUCUAGUACCGCUUCGAGAAGAAGCCGUGACAAGCUCGAAGAGCGUCAAAGAAGUCCUUGAGCGAGGAGAAAGGAACAGAAGGACAACUAGCACUGACCGGAAUGAGCGGAGUAGUCGAAGUCACAGCGUAUUCCGACUUGUAGUGGAGAGCAGAGAAAGGGGAGAGAAAAGGAACGAGACACCAAGCGGCCGUCAAACUCCCAGCACGCGCCCAUCGACACCUGGCGGUCCUCGACUACAGACCAUCGGAGGAAGAGGCGUGCAGACUUCGGUGCUGGUGGUUUUCAUUUCUCUUUUCGGUCUGCCAUCUCGCAGACAGUCUGUAUACCUGUGCAUAAACCGCGUAAGUUCUUUUCUAUUUGAUAAUUUUAUUCUCGUGUGCUAA
Suillus fuscotomentosus is the source of this 426-nucleotide messenger RNA. RefSeq lists its product as uncharacterized. The record is from RefSeq and is a predicted model, not a curated record. The transcript has a single exon. Gene Ontology annotation, biological process: microtubule-based movement. Gene Ontology annotation, molecular function: ATP binding; microtubule motor activity; microtubule binding. Lineage: Eukaryota; Fungi; Basidiomycota; Agaricomycetes; Boletales; Suillaceae. The coding region runs from base 1 to 426 and encodes 141 amino acids.